This is a messenger RNA of Drosophila mauritiana, 1146 nucleotides long. RefSeq names its product carbonic anhydrase 1 (gene CAH15). Lineage: Eukaryota; Metazoa; Arthropoda; Insecta; Diptera; Drosophilidae. The record is from RefSeq and is a predicted model, not a curated record. Gene Ontology annotation, cellular component: cytoplasm. Gene Ontology annotation, molecular function: zinc ion binding; carbonate dehydratase activity. Bases 86 to 1084 code for a protein of 332 amino acids. The transcript has a single exon.
GAAGGCCAGUGCCUGGCUGUCAUCCAAUGAAGUUAUCAUUUCCCAGCAAGUUUUCCCGAGUGGAUACUACUUUGUAACUGUGGUGAUGAAGGGAUGCCUCACCUGUGGUCUGCUAAAUUACCUAUGGUGCUCGCUAGAAGACUUAUCCUGCCGACUCCAGGACAGCAAUCUCCUCAAGUUCAUCCUGGCCAUCGGUGUGGCCCUGUUGGUAUUGUUCAAUGUAUACACAGGAUUUAGUUUGGCGAAUUGUUGUGAUGAGGGAUCGAGAGAUGGAUGUGAAAAUGCUGGAGGGGAUAAUUGCAGGCGCAAUCGUGGUUCUCCGGAAUCCUACAAUUAUGACUGGGACCAGGGACCUCAUACCUGGAACACUGCGUGCAACAAUCAGAGUCCCAUCAACAUUGAUCUGAACCGUGUGGAAAUCAACUACUUUGAUACGCCAUUGAUAUGGUCGCACUACAACAGCAUUCCGAUGGGCAUUCGCCUGGAGAACAACGGGCACACACUGAUCCUGCGAGCAGCUUUUCCAGGACAAACGCCCUCCAUCGACGGCGGCGAUCUACUUGGGCGCUUCGACUUCCGGGAGAUCUCGUUCCGCUGGAGCUGGGCCAGCUCGUUGGGCUCGGAGCACACACUGGACCAUCAUCACAGCCCGCUGGAGAUGCAGUGCCUCCACACGGAUGGCGACGCUUGCGGUGGCUGCUCCUCCAGCCAGGGUGUCCUAAUGAUUUCCUACAUGUUCGAUUUGUCCGAACACAAUCCGUACCUCGAUGUCCUCAUCCAGCAUCUCUCGGCUGUCGAGCAGGCCGGUCAGGUGGUGGAAGUGCCCCCCUUUCCACUUAGCUACCUCCUGUCACCCUUCUACGACAAGUUCUACAGUUACAAGGGAUCCCUAACCGAACCGCCCUGCCAUCGGGGAGCGGAGUGGCUAAUACACCCCGAGCCCUUGGCCAUCAGUGAGCGCCAGCUAAACGAGUUCCGCCAGCUGAGGGACAGGCGUGGCUUAAGGAUCGGGCGCAAUGCGCGACCAGUUCAGCCGAUCGAGGAUCGAGUGGUAUACCUUAAUCGCUACAGGAUGGGGUUUUAAAGCAGAUGGGCUAUAGUGUAUAUGUGGAAAAUAAAACUCGAUAAAUACAUAAUAGAAAAUAU